GCGGCGUGGUUGUGUGCCCAUCGAGAUAGUCCCAGAAAAUACUUUAAGAACCAUCCCGAUAUUAUCGGACCAAAGAUCGCGUGUUUUGUGAAGUGAUAAAAAAGAUUUAUUGAUGAUUUAUGACAAGUCUGUGAAAAGGGCAGCAGUAAUUUGGAAAAAUUAAUAAAGCUGUGGGAGUUUCGAAAAACACAUAUUGCAAAUAAAGUUUUAAGAAAUUAUUUUUGGAGUAAGCUCAUAAGCGUUUCGCCGAAAAUUAGAGCGUAAGGCGAGCGAGUGGGUGGAAGGGGCAAAAUGGGCGCCCUCCGCCAGACCAUCCGCCCGAGCCAGCGGAUGCCGUGCACCACGGUGCGGAUGCGUGAUGUUCGCGCCCCGGCCUUUGACAACUGAAAAUGCCAAAAGGUAGCAAAGCAGCAGCAGCAGCAGCAAUCCCCGUCCCUGCCAAUCGAUAACCGCAGCACACAAAGUGCUGAUCAGCCAAUCAAGGCGAGUAACUAAGCGAUAUAGGGGUAUAUAUAGUCAAAGAGUCCCCCGAAAAAAAAGAGGAGCAAAAAAGUGAGAACCCCGAGAGCCCCAGGAUGCGGAUGUGGAUGUGGAUGCCGCAGGCUGUGCAGCUGCUGUUUGUGAUGGGCUUGUGGGUGAUGCAAGGUCAGGCGCAGUUGGAAUCCAUGGGACAGACAGCCGUAGCAGCGGGAUCGGGAACUGCAACUGGAUCCCCAAACCCAUCCCUAACCCCAUCCAUUCCAUCGCGGAACCGCAUCAAGGCGGAAGCGGAUGCCCUGAUGACGGGCGACAGCUUCAACAUUCGCCACGGGCGCUCUCGUUCGCAUUUCCUCCACUCGAACAGCAGUGGUGGGAGUGGUGGUAGCGGUGGUAUACCCACCACCCGGCUCCUCCUGGUCCCGCCCACCCAGUUGCCCGGGGCUGGGGGCACCUCCCCUGCUCCCGUCACGCAUAAAAUCCGCAAAUUGCACAAGAAGAAAAUCAACGAGAGCAUUCGCAAGAGUGUGGACAAAAGUCUGGGCCUCCUUCAUCCCGCCAAGAACCAUCGCAGUCUGGCCGAGGCCGAGCAUCUGCAGGGUCGUCCUGCCACCGAGGACACCGAGGACACGGCACUCAGCGAGGUCAUGCAGCUGGCGGAUGAGAUUGAGCUGGAGAGUUCAUUCGCCACGGUGGCCCCAACAGGUGAUCCGGAUAUCGUUGUCAAGCAGGCGCGCCAAUUUGUGCGUGAUGAGGCCAAUUACGAGAGGGAGCAGGAGGAUGAACCUCUAGGGGAGGAUGAGGAGGAGGAGGAAGAGGAGGAGGCGGAGGAGGAGGAGCUGCCUGUAUCCACCACCACAAAACCCAAAAUGACCAGAACCCGCCUUCUCCCAGUGAAUGGCACUUGGGGGCGGAGGGAUAGGAUGCGCAGUGACUCCUCCUCGGAAUCGGAUUACGAAAGUAAUGCCCUGGAGGAGGAACAAGAGGAGGAGGAGGAGGUUCAGCCAUUUGGCAAGCCGCAGACCAACGAAAGCCUCGGCACCACUGAGUGGAUGGAUGAGGGUGGUCAGCGAGGAGGCAGGGAGCCCGAGGCGGAGGCCCGGUCCCAGGUAGCCAGCAUGGAGGUCAAGCAGAUUAGCUUCGAUGGCUCCGACUCCGAUUCCGACUCCGAAUCCAGCCUGCUGGACACCUCCGAGGUCACGAUGGACGAUGGCUAUCCGCCGGAUGUGCAGAUCGAUGACAAGACCAAGCAGCUGGUCAUUGGCGAUGUGGAGGGCGUGGAGGAGACGGAUGAGAACAUGGAGUCCAGCCAGAUAACCGCCGAUGUGAUCAACGCCCGGGACAGCAAGAUCGAUCUGGUGUCCAAGUUCCUGCAGUACAUCGAGCAGCAGCACCUGAUGGGCUCCAAUUGCGUGGCUGGUACCUCCCUCAAUCUCGGCGAGGGCGUGGUCGAUAGGUAUGCCCAGGACAGAUUCCGCGUGGAGGCCGAGGUGGCCGUCAAUCGAGCCAACAUGCUGACCAGAAUCUUCAAGACCACCGGCCGUUCCGUCCAGGAGGAUGUCAACCUGCUCCACGCCUCCGUGCUGUCCAUGGUGGAGUUCGACGAUGAUAUAUUCGCGGCCGGAAAUUGCUUCGAUUGGAAUGAGCAUCCCGCGCAGCCGGGACUCUUCUGCCCCUUCGCCUACCGCCUGCCGCCUCCAAAUCUCGGAGCGGUCUUCGCCAAGGAUCUGGCCAUGGAGUACCACUAUCUGGGCAACACCUCCGAGUGGUUCUUCCUGGCCCGCAAGAAUGCCGAGAAGGUGAUAGCCCGCAACGAGCAGUAUCUCAAGUCCUUUCAUCUCUACUCGAACCGCACGGAGGAGCGAAUCGAGGACGACACGCUGGCUGUGAAAUAUGAGGAUGGCAGAUGGUCAAAACCCUAUUACGACUGCGGCGGGGGCAACAUUUGGAUGCUAACCUACACGGUGCCGUUCUUUGGCUACGAGAACGGAACCUAUCACUUCAAGGGCACAUCUGGCAUCGAUAUUGACUUGCGGCGCGUGGACAUCGACCAGUGUCCUCAAAGGCACACUCCUGGAACCAAAAGACCGCUGAACAUCUUCGCCGGAACGGACAAGUGCAAGCAGCGCACCACGAUGUGCGAGGCCAUCAUGGGAUUGGGCUUUCGGCGUGGUUCCUACAAAUGCCUGUGCCGCAAGGGAUUCUAUUUCCCCGACAUCGUAUCGCAGCACAAGUUCUUCAACGGCAGCCUGCUGGAGGAGGAGUACGAGAAGCUGAUGCUGGGCAAGAACUCCACGUACAACAGCAACAGCGAGUACGAGUGCCUGCCCUGCGCCGAGGGCUGUGACUCCUGCGAGGACUCCUCGCCCUGCAUCGCCGCCCUCAACUGGCCAAUGCGCACCAGCAUCCUGGCGCUGGCCUGCAUCGUGAUUGGGCUCCUGCCGCCGGCAGCCUGGUUCACCUUCCGCUACCAGCAGGUUAAGGUUGUGAGGGCCGCCAGUCCGGCUUUACUGCGGGUCAUUGCCUUGGGGGCAUUCUUCAUUUACUGCACGAACAUAGUGAUGUAUCCCAAUCCCAAUCUGUACACCUGCACAGCCCGCAUUUGGCUGCGUGAGAUAGGAUUCUCACUGACCUACGGAGCUCUGAUGCUGAAGACCUGGCGAAUAUCGGUGAUUUUUCGAGUUCGUUCGGCGAAGGCUGUGAAAAUCACCGAUGCUGCCCUGCUCAAGAGACUGGGCAUCAUCUGCGGGGCGAUUGGAACCUGCCUGCUGGUCAGGACCCUCGUCUCCCCACCGGAUGUGGUUGUGGGCCGCACUGCCGACGAUUUGAAGGCCUUCCUCUGUAAGACCGACUGGUGGGACUACACAUUCACAUCGAUGGAGGUCCUGUUUCUGGCCUGGGGCGUUCGUUUGUGCAUCAUGGUGCGGAAGGCGCCCUCGGAAUUCAACGAGAGCCGCUUCAUUUCGAUGGCCAUCUACAAUGAGUUCCUGCUCACCUGCUUCCUCAAUGUGUCCAUGCUCUUCCUGCAGUCGCCGGCCAACCCGGACUUGCUGUACAUCAUCUUCUUUUGCCACACGCAGCUGACUGUGACUCUGCUCCUGGCCCUAAUCUUCGGCAGCAAGGUGUACAUCGUGCUGCGUAGUGGCAAAUCGCAUCAGGAGAACAUCGGCAUGGGCACCAAGGCAUCGGGGGCGAAAUUCAAUUUCCGUCCCCAAGUGCGCACCUUUGCCAAUCCCAGCUCGGUGACCACCUCCACGGUCCCGGUGGCGGGCACCACGUCAGCAGAAACGAAGCUGUCCGACCAGGAGGCGCUGGAGGAGAUCCGCCAGCUGAGCAUGCAGCUGCAGCGCAUCCAGGAGAUGGCUCCGCCCAAGGGCGUGGCGGUGAUGACCAUCUCCAGCCUGCUGGAUGGCCUAAAGACCCCGGGCGGCCUAAUGGUGGUGGCGGCGGCGGCGGGAGCCACUGCCCAUGGCCAUUCGGCCGCCACCCGCCAGAGUGCCCUGCCCCUCCUGGCCCUGAAUGUGGAGAUGCAGAAGUAUAGCCAGCAGAACAACAAUGCCAAUGGGCGUGGCAGUGCCAGGGCCAGUAUUCCCACCAUGGUCCUGGAAACGCCCCCGAGCUCAACGCCCCCCUCGGCGGCCUACGAGGAGCGGGCCAUGAACACGGAGCUAAGUGGCGACGACUUCCGGGAGCAGCUGCUCCGGCGGACAGCCGAUGGGCACAUCAUUUGCAGUCGCUGCCUGGACGCGUCCAAGGAGCACUACUACUGCUGUCCACCGCGCAGCGCCUGCGAUCACAUGGGUUCACCCAAGGAUGAGGGCAGCCUGAGCUUCGCCAACAUCAAGCUGGAGUGCAUGUGCUCCCAGUCGGAGGACCUCGACCAGGUUGAUCCCUGCCAGCGCAGCCAAAGGAGGCCCACAGUGCGAACGGCGGCCACCAAUACGCCGCCGACCAGCUGCAAAAGGCAACCCCGCAAUUUAUUGGAGGCCGAACUCAGCAUUUCGUAUCAAAUUUGUGAUAAUUGUAGAAGUAAGUACAAGCUAACUGGCCGCCGGAGGAGCGGCAGUUACUCGCAGGCCCAGGCGAAUCCGCAGCUUGGCCAGCAGCCGAGUGGCCAGCAGGUGCAUCCCAUCCAAUCCCGCAGCAUCGAGGUCCUGGAUCGCACGACGGCAGCGGAAGUUGAGGGCGGUGGCGCCAGGACCAAGGCGGCCCACUCCACGGACGACAUUGUCCUAUACUCCACGGAGAAGGAGAAGAUCCAUGUCCAGGCUCAGCUGGAGCCCGACUCCCUGGCUGCUCCCUCCCUGGGCAAUGUGUCCAACAACUCGAACAACUCCACCAGCGGCAGUGGAGGCACAUCUCGUCCCAAGAGGCCAGACAAGUUGGUCCUGGAUCUGAACGAUCGGUCCAAGUACACCAAAGAGGUUUCCGUGUAAAGAGAAUGAAUUUUCGCCAGCCAGGCAAAGCUGUUCGGCAAAAGUCGAGAAAACACUGUAAGUUUAGCAGGAUAUUAUAUUAUCAAAUAAGAUUUAUUUAUAUCAGGGACCGGAUGGAUUUUAAUUUUUGUUUAUAGUUUAAUAGUGUUCCAAAAAUAUAAAUUUAAAAUUUAUUUUUUUUCUUUAUAAAAUUAAAUUUAAUAGAACUAUUAAAAAAAAAUUAUAUUCCCAAAUGUCUUGCACACCCAGAAAACACCAUUAUCUUAAAUUUAAGAGUUAUUACCUAAAACCAUAGCCCUGCCCUUAUGUUUUAAAAAAACAUACCUAUAACUAAAGAUUUUAAUAUAUUUUUUUUUAAUAUAAGAGCAUAACAAUAAUAUAGGUAAUAUUCCCUUAAUUUUGGGUUUUUUCUUGGUGUAUUUCGAAUAAUCGUUAGUAUUUUAUAAAGGUAUUAAAAAUAUUUUUCAAUUUUAAAAAAAUGUGCUUAAGUAAGCACUAUUUCAGAAAAAUAUGAUAUGUUGACGGGUAUAAUUUUGGAAAUAGCCCUUCCAUUGCAACCCAAUAUUUUUAUUUUGUAGGCCUUAUAAAAUCAAAUGUUUUCGACUUUAUCUAGUCGAACAGCUUUUGCACUGGCUGGCAGCAAUCAAAAAUGUUUUAUGCUUAGGCCAGUUGAAUUAUCAAAGACUUUAUUAAAUUAUAUUUGUACAACUAAUUAGAUAACUGAUUGACUUAGCUAAAUGUAGGUAUAAGUCGAACCCAAAAAACACCCGAUUUCAAUGAAGUGCCAUGAAUCCAGGAGUUUUGCGAUUUGCAUUGCUAAGCAAAAUGAUUUGCAACUAUAAUGAGCCCCCGAAAUGUUGUGAAUUUAUUGAAUUUGGCAAACAUCAGAACACGCGAAAGUCAACAACACAUUUUGUUGAAAGUCAUGUGUUUUUGGGCGGAAUAUUAAUUAAAUUUACAUUUCAUAUAUGUAGAUAAUUAAAUCUAAAUUGCUUACUAAUUGAAACUUGCAGCAAGUCAUUUCCAAUGAAAAUGAUUUAAGUACUCAUAAUGAUGAUGGUGGUAAAAUGCAUUUGCUGUUAUAUUUAUUAAGCCAUGUUUAAGUGCCGAUCUAUUCAAAAUGGGAGCCCAACCACACACACAACACAUAAAACACACACUCUCUGUAAAAUAGUUAAUCAAAGUUGAUGUGAACUGUAAAAUACACAUAUCUCCUUUAAAAACUCACACAAUACCUUCCAACUAAAUAUAGUGAAUAAAUAAUUGUAGUUACAAUUAAGCAUUAAUUAUCUGUCGUACACUUAGCUGCAAUAUUAUAAAUAUUUCAAAAUCGAUUAAAUGCUGCAAAUUGCCCACCCCUUUGCCGAAAUAUGAAAUACGAAAAAUUACAUUUGCAAAAUCAGUGUUGUCGCUUGAACAGACGAGAACAAACAAUUGCAUGUAAAUUAAGUGCUGUAGUUAAGCGUUGAUGUUAUUGAGUUGGAAAAUAUGUGCAUUAAAUGCGUUUGUUUAAAGCAAUCCAAUAAA
Messenger RNA from Drosophila subpulchrella, 6440 nucleotides. RefSeq lists its product as uncharacterized. The transcript has 14 exons. Gene Ontology annotation, biological process: G protein-coupled receptor signaling pathway. Gene Ontology annotation, molecular function: G protein-coupled receptor activity. The coding region runs from base 576 to 4913 and encodes 1445 amino acids. The record is from RefSeq and is a predicted model, not a curated record. NCBI's taxonomy places the organism in Eukaryota, Metazoa, Arthropoda, Insecta, Diptera, Drosophilidae. Gene Ontology annotation, cellular component: membrane.